GCGCGCCUCCUCACCGGUACCCGGUGCCCUGUCUGCGCGGCCGCAGAGCCGCACACCCCUGCCAGGACCGCCCGCGUGUCCCAUAAGCUCUUGCGCGCGGGGCGCCUCCCUCUCUCGGCCGGGCCCGCCGUGGACGCGCCAUCGGCACCGGCACCAUGCCUGCCCUCAGGCCUCUCGUGAAGCCCAAGAUCGUCAAGAAGAGGACCAAGAAAUUCAUCCGGCACCAGUCCGACCGCUAUGUCAAGAUCAAGCGCAACUGGCGCAAACCCAGAGGCAUCGACAACAGAGUGCGCCGGCGCUUCAAGGGGCAGAUCCUGAUGCCUAACAUCGGCUAUGGCAGCAAUAAGAAGACAAAACACAUGCUGCCCACGGGCUUCAGAAAGUUCCUGGUCCACAAUGUGAAAGAGCUGGAAGUGCUGAUGAUGAGUAACAAGUCGUACUGUGCAGAGAUCGCCCACAACGUGUCCUCCAAGAACAGGAAGGUGAUCGUGGAGAGAGCGGCGCAGCUCGCCAUCAAGAUCACCAACCCCAACGCCAGACUGCGCAGCGAGGAGAACGAGUAGCAGCCUCUGCAGCACAGGUGUAUUUAAUAAAGCCUCAGUCCAA
Molecule: messenger RNA, 606 nt
Organism: Prinia subflava (tawny-flanked prinia)
Lineage: Eukaryota; Metazoa; Chordata; Aves; Passeriformes; Cisticolidae
Gene: RPL32
Product: ribosomal protein L32
Exons: 4
Coding region: 156-563 (135 amino acids)
Biological process (GO): translation
Cellular component (GO): ribosome; cytosolic large ribosomal subunit
Molecular function (GO): structural constituent of ribosome
Source: RefSeq, a predicted model, not a curated record